AUCAGUGGUGGACGACAUCGGGGCACCUCGUGCUACACUCGGGUCUCGCUCGGUUUUACUGGUUUAUUAUUAUUAUUAUUUUUAUUUUGAAUCCACCACACCGCGUCCGAAUCUUAAACAGUCAACGUGGCUACAGGAUUCAGUUCUUUAUACCACAGCACUCGGAAACUGGCAGAACCUCUUCGUCUUGGAGCUUCAUAAAACUCAGAUCUCAGAUCUUAUUAAGAUCCGGACUCUUCUUCAUCGAGAUGUUUUCUUUCAGGUUAAAAAAGCACCCCAACAUGUCUGAUUACCUCUCAAUCUACCAUCCAAAGUACCUGCCAGGAGAAAUGGUCCUGUGCUUCGGAUUAAGGCAUCAGGGAAGCAAGGAGAACUUCAAGCCUUUAGCCAAAUUAAAAAAGGGAACCUACCCGAUCAACGGGAGCACAGCAGAGCGCAGCGCCUGGUGGACGCAGCUCGACGAGGGUAAAAAGAAAGCCAAAGCGGCCGUGAGAAUCAUGGCCUCCGAGUACGACCGAGCAAUCAAGCAACUGGACAGGAGUCAUUGCAACAGGUUGGAGCUCGAGUCCAAAAUAAAGUCCCAAGAGGAUGAGCUGAACUCGCUGAGGCUGAGACUCCAGAAACAAGAACAAGAAAACGUGCGACUGAAAUAUGAGGUGGCUCGUCAAUAUCAGACCAUAACUGAUCAGUCGGAAAAUUCUUAUCGUGAUGCAGCCAAGAUCCAAUCGCUGAGCUUCAAGCUUAGGAGCCUGACAGAAGAAAACGUGGAACUGAAAGACGAGGUGGCUCAUCAAUCUCAAACCAUAACUGAUCAGUCUAAUAAUUCUCAUCGUGAUGCAGCCAAGAUGCAAUCGCUUAGCUCCAAGCUCAAGAAGUUGAAAGAAGAAAACGCGGAACUGAAAGACGAGGUGGCUCAUCAAUCUCAAACCGAUCUUGAUCGGUCUUUUGACUCAGACCUGCCGGUCAUUCCAGUGGGUGGGACGUACAGAGACGUUGGUAUGACAGAUUACUUCCUCAAUUACUUCCCAGACUUGCAGCACAAUCACUCCAACUACGAUUUCUGGAUCAAGAUACGAGAUUGCCUUAAAUUACGAUGUCGUCCUAGCGAAAUCAUCCAAGCCGUCUUGCUGAAAUGCCCCCGGGAGGCUCGGAAGGCAGUAGAAAAGAACUUCAGCAAGAAGGAUUGGUCGGAGGCUGAUCUUCUCAACUCGGAAACGUUGUGGAGACUGAUAAAAAAGCUUCACUGGUGUAUCUCAGAAGCUCUAGGGCCUGGGACGAACCAGUUCACACUGUACUACUUCCGAACGCAAACUGACGACGAGUCCUUUAGGGAGUACUGUCAGGAGAAGUUCAAGCUGUACUGCUCGUACGGGGUGGAUAAAACAGAGCCCAGUCAGAACGACCUGCAUUUUCUCUACAACGUCAUCGAGAAAGCAAGCAAGAAGUACCGGAACCUGCUGCUGCAGAUACCUAAGAAUUACAACAAUAUGCUGCAGAACGCAAUGAUUCUCGACAGCAUGCUGAUGGAGGCUAACAGUAUGAAUGACUGUUUCAACUGCGGUAGGUCAGGCCACACUAAAGCCCAAUGCAGGAGACCGGGCGGAGACGCAGAGGCCGACCCCAACCAAUGCUAUACAUGUGGAGAAUACAACCACUUGGCCUGGCAGUGCUGGUAUGGGAAGAACCGCAUGUAAAGAGUAACGAUCGAUAAAUAAUUAAGGGUCUUUUUCAACUGCACAGGGUACCUGAACUUUUGAUUGGGUACCAGAUGAGUACCAAGAGCUCUUACUCCAAAACUGAAGCCUCUAGCUGGGCUUUUAAUUCCAAUACCAGUACCAAGGUUCCACUUCCACUACAUCUACAGCAGUUCCAGAGAAUCCAGCAAGUCUCAGUAUCAAAACUCACUCCAAAGGCUUCUAUUUCAGCACCAAAGACUCUAGUUCUGCCAACAAAAGACACCAUUUCAGUACAAAAGACUUUAGUCCUACCAUCAAAAGCAACAAUUUCAGCACCAAAGACUCCAGUACUGAAGUUCCAAGUUCCAGUAUUAAAAGCACCAGCUGCAGUAGUUCUAGUUUUGCCAUCAAAGGUCUCCAUUCCUGCAGCCAAGGUUUCAAAUCUAGUAGCAAAGCAUAUUGUGGUUUUGGGACCAUUUAUUCCAGUUCCAGUACCAGAACUCUUGGAUGCAACCAAAGAUUUCUAGUUCCAGUAUAAACGCCUUAUAUCUCAGUCUCAAUGACUCAAAUUUCUACAUGGUUGACAUUGUCCACAGUCAAUCAAGCUUGACAUCGCCAUGGGAUUGAAGGCUGCUACUACAGUAGCCUGGGUGAAGUAGCCCGGCCUUAACUCCACUUUCUGCAAUUAUUUGAAACGUAGAUUGUAAGGCAGGCCUUAUUGUCCAGCAUCAGCUUGGUCAAAGGGAAUCCCUGGGAUGUCCAGCAAGCUUUCUCUCUCUGUUUUUUUUAUAUGCUGAUUAUGUGUUUUAACUUGCUGCUAAGUAGGCUACAGUAAUCUAGCUAUCAAAAACCACUGCUUACCAACUAGUGCAUGCAUAGAUUUUAGAGACGGACGUAAAACGAAUCAACACAAAAAUGGUUCAGUGGCCAGUCGUGUAGCCUGUGCUGCCAAAGCUGUGGGGUGAACUAAAGUCCACAGAAGUGUGUGCGUGCGGCUCCAGUCUGCAGGUCUGAUAAGCACUUUGUUAUUCUAACUGCAGCCUUGACAGUUUUCAGUUUAUCCAAAACACUGUCAACAUCUAAGCUGCACUAUAUAGCCAAAAGUAUUUGGACACCUGGCCAUGAGCUUGUUGGACAUCAUGUUUCAAAAAUAAAUGCUUUUAAAACAAA
Messenger RNA from Trichomycterus rosablanca, 2846 nucleotides. RefSeq lists its product as uncharacterized. Bases 249 to 1694 code for a protein of 481 amino acids. The record is from RefSeq and is a predicted model, not a curated record. The transcript is spliced from 2 exons. Gene Ontology annotation, molecular function: nucleic acid binding; zinc ion binding. NCBI's taxonomy places the organism in Eukaryota, Metazoa, Chordata, Actinopteri, Siluriformes, Trichomycteridae.